Gastrolobium bilobum is the source of this 2564-nucleotide messenger RNA. RefSeq names its product protein STRUBBELIG-RECEPTOR FAMILY 7-like. The record is from RefSeq and is a predicted model, not a curated record. The coding region runs from base 179 to 2347 and encodes 722 amino acids. The transcript is spliced from 16 exons. NCBI's taxonomy places the organism in Eukaryota, Viridiplantae, Streptophyta, Magnoliopsida, Fabales, Fabaceae. Gene Ontology annotation, biological process: protein phosphorylation. Gene Ontology annotation, molecular function: protein binding; ATP binding; protein kinase activity.
AUGAUAAAGUAAAUGAAAUUUCUGUGGCUUUGGAUUCUUCUGGCAUUUCGUGCUGGCCAGCUUUACUUGGCCAUGGGAGCUGCAUAAACCCACAAAAUCUUUAGAAAAAUCAGAACUUGGCAUAAAGGGCUGACUCCAAAUCCCUUUUAGCUUUCUGGGUUGGAAGAACUUUUGUGAGAUGGUUGAGUAUCGAAGGCUGCUACUGCUGCUGUUCAUCAGCACCUGCAUUCUUCGUUUGAUGCCCGAUGGUGUCACUGCCACAGAUCCAAAUGAUGCUGCUGCUGUAAGGGCUAUGUUUCAAAGUAUGAACUCACCAUCUCAGCUAGGUUGGCCUGCUAAUGGUGAUGAUCCGUGUGGACAAUCUUGGAAAGGCAUUACUUGCUCAGGCAACCGUGUUACAGAGAUUGAGUUAUCUAAUCUUGGACUAACUGGAACAUUGGCUUACGGAUUACAAGCCUUGACAUCUGUGACCAAACUAGACAUGAGUGACAACAAUCUUGUAGGAGCCAUACCAUACCAACUUCCUCCUAAUGUGCAGCUUUUAAAUCUUGCUAGUAAUAACUUCACUGGAACAGUCCCCUACUCUAUUUCUAAUUUGACCUCUCUUACAGACCUGAAUCUUGGUCACAAUCAGCUCCAGCAAGGACUGGGUGUCGACUUUCAAAAUCUUUCUACACUCUCUAUAUUGGAUCUCUCUUUCAAUUUUCUGACUGGUGACCUCCCUCAGACUUUGAGCUCACUUUCAGGAAUAACCACUAUGUAUCUACAAAACAACCAGUUUACAGGCACUAUCGAUGUCCUUGCUAAUCUGCCUCUGGAUAAUCUGAAUGUGGAAAACAAUAAUUUUACAGGCUGGAUACCAGAACAAUUGAAAAAGAUAAACCUACAGACCGGUGGUAAUGCAUGGAGCUCAGGACCUGCACCCCCACUUCCUCCUGGGACACCUCCAGCACCUAAAAGCAAGCAACACCACAAAUCUGGUGGUGGAAGUGCUACCCCCUCAGAUGCUGGCAGUGGCACAGUUGGUGAUGGCAAAAAAUCUGGUAUAGGAGGUGGUGGCAUAGCUGGAAUUUUGAUCUCCGUCAUUGUUGUUGGGGCAGUAGUAGCAUUCUUUCUGGUGAAGAGAAAAUCCAAGAAGUCAUCUUCAGAUCCAGAAAAGCUGGAAAAUCAGUCCUUUCCCCCUCUUCCUUCAAAUGAAGUGCAUGAAGUGAAGUCUGUGCAAACUUCCUCUGUAAUUGACUUGAAGACGUUUGAUACUUCUGCCACAAUAAAUCUUAAACCCCCACCUAUUGAUCGUCAUAAAUCAUUUGAUGACAAUGAAUUCUCAAAGAAGCCCACUCUUGUCAAGAAGACUGUAACAGCUCCUGCAAAUGUGAAAUCAUAUUCUAUAGCUGAUCUGCAGAUUGCCACUGGCAGCUUCAGUGUGGAUCACCUUGUUGGUGAGGGGUCUUUUGGGCGUGUGUACCGUGCUCAAUUUGAUGAUGGAAAGGUUCUGGCAGUGAAGAAGAUAGAUUCAUCUGUCAUUCCCAAUGAUUUGUCGGAAGAUUUUACAGAAAUAGUUUCAAACAUCUCCCAUUUACAUCAUCCAAAUGUGACAGAGCUUGUAGGUUAUUGUUCAGAGUAUGGACAACAUCUCUUGGUAUAUGAGUUUCAUAAAAGUGGAUCACUACAUGACUUCCUUCACCUAUCAGAUGAAUAUAGUAAACCAUUGAUAUGGAAUUCCCGUGUCAAGAUUGCUUUGGGGACUGCACGUUCUUUAGAGUACCUACAUGAAGUUUGUUCGCCGUCAGUUGUUCAUAAGAAUAUUAAGUCAGCCAACAUAUUACUUGAUGCAGAGCUUAACCCUCAUCUUUCAGACAGUGGAUUGGCAAGCAAUAUUCCAAAUGCAGACCAGAUAUUGAACCAUAAUGUUGGAUCUGGAUAUGAUGCACCUGAAGUUGCCUUGUCUGGUCAGUAUACUCUGAAAAGUGAUGUCUACAGCUUUGGAGUUGUCAUGUUGGAGCUUCUCAGUGGACGGAAACCAUUUGAUAGCUCAAGGCCAAGAUCCGAGCAAUCUUUGGUUCGAUGGGCAACACCUCAACUCCAUGAUAUUGAUGCAUUGGCUAAAAUGGUUGAUCCUGCACUGAAAGGGUUAUAUCCUGUUAAAUCUCUUUCUCGUUUUGCCGAUGUUAUUGCUCUCUGCGUUCAGCCGGAGCCUGAGUUCCGACCACCAAUGUCAGAGGUGGUUCAAGCACUUGUACGAUUAGUGCAGCGAGCUAACAUGAGCAAGCGAACAUUUGGAAGUGGAAAUGAUCUUGGAGGAGGAUCCCAACGAGGGAGUGAUGACCCGUCUAUACGAGACAUCUAAAUUUCUCUAUUACUCACUAGAAUGACUCUCCCAAGAAAAUGUAAUUAUAUUUUUUUCGUUACUUCUUUUUAACCCCUCAAUCAAUAUUGAAUACGUCUUUGUUAGAACGAUUGCAUUUUUCAUUAACCAAGUUAGACAAUGGGCGAUGUAUGUUUGUUUGAGCUAGUGCUUUUGUUUGUAAUAUAAAUUCAAUUACUUAACUGCUUGCAAAGUUGAA